UGUUGCUUGGUUUGGUUGUGUGUGGCUGAUGCUAAAUUAUUUUGAUUUCGAUAAAACAUAGUAAAUUGAGUGAUAAUUAUGUUUUAAUUACAUGCAUAAUGUUAGUUCUUAAUGCUUGUACGGUGUGCCUUAGCACUGCUGUGAAACUAUUCCAUUUAGACUGUGGAAACCUCAGAAAAGAAUACAACUUGGUGUCUGGACUCAAGACAACUGCUAGUAAUGGUUUGCCGUCGUAUCUGUGUGUUGAAUGUGCUGCUUAUGUUAGAAAAUGCAAGAGGUUUCGGGAUAAAUGCCAGCGAGCAAAUUACACCUUAAAUGAGAUCCUUCACAAAAAUAAAGAGAUUACAGAAUGCAACAUAGGAGCAAUCAACAGAAAAAGUAUAAACCUUUUACCUGAAGUGUCAUACUUAGACAGAUCUAGAGCUAGUUACCAGAUAUGCAAGUUCCAGUGGACAAAGUUGAACCGGCCGAGUGAGCCAGUGCGGCUGAGCAUACCUGUCAUCCACUAUGGGGACACCCCCAGUGAUCCACCCACUGAAAACACUCAACAAACUGUAGAAAUUGAAGUGCCCUUGAAAAAGAAAAGAAUAAGCAAACCCAAUAACAAUGCAGUCAAAGAAGAGAUUGACCAAAUACAAAGCUGCUAUGUGUCUUUUGAACCAAUUGAUUAUGACAAGAAGGAAGAGCUACUUAAUGACUCGGCUACUGUUGGUGCUGAUGAUGAAUACUUCAAUGACUACACUGAUGACAUGGAUUUCGAAGUGUUUCAGUGUAAAACUGAGGCAGGAAAUGAUGAUAAGAAUGUUGAUGGUUCCAAUUUAGAGGAGGAGUAUGCAAGUAUGAUCCCUAUAAGUGCGAAGGAAGCGCGGGCCGCGGUGGAAGUGUACAAUAUGUUCAGUACUGGGAAGAACAAAUGUACUGUUUGUGGUAAAGGAUAUAAGACUGUCAAGAGAUUGAAAGUGCACAUGAGAAUGCAUGAUAAACAUGUGAGUGGGGUACACUAUUGUGAACUCUGCGGCUACUACUACAAGACUGAAUUCCUAUUGAAGACGCACAUGACGGAGAAGCAUUUGUACAAAUAUGUCUGUAGACAAUGUCCUGAAGUCAAUUUCGAUAGAACAUCAGCCAAACAGCACUUCAUAUGGACGCAUCUGCAGAAGGGACACAAAAAGAAUGCCAACUGGUACGAAUCCAGACCCACCUGGCUCAGUUCACGAGGCGGAAGGCGCGUCAAGGGAGUCGCGACCUUACGUCCUGUGCGGAAAGCGUCAAAGUUGCCCGCAGACUUCCUCAAAUAUUCGACAGUGACGCCUCAAGAGCAGUACCAGAUGAUAAGUGACAGAAAGAAGUCUAAAAACUAUUUGGAGUCGGAGUUUAAGUGUGAAAUGUGCUUUAAAGGAUUCCGCGAAAUGGAUACGUACGGCAAACACAUGAGGAAACAUGAUCCAGCGUUUGCGGGCCCCCUGCAGUGCGACAUCUGCAAGCUGCACUUCAAGUCCACGCGCUACAUGUACAAGCACAUGAUCAUCUCGCAUCUGUUCCGCUACUCGUGUCAGAUGUGCGAGUACACGUGUUACAACAAGGGACAGGCGCAAGAGCACUAUAGGUUUCACAAGAAUGUCACCUACAAGUGCAAUCAAUGCGAUCUUGUUUUUAAGAAGCACUCGACUCGCCUGACCCACAUCCGCAUCAAGCACCCGUCCACGGCGCUGUGCAACCUGUGCGGGCACUCCUUCGUCAGCGACGCCGGACUGUACUUCCACAAGAGGAAGGCGCAUAGUGCACAGGAGAUCCAGUCGGCGUCGCACGUGGCAACAGUGACGUCAUCACCGCUGUACUGCGCCGCGUGUGACGUCAUGUUCCUGAGUGAAGCCGCCUUCGCCACCCACUUCGGGAGCUCUAGCAACCACGCCGCUACUAACCUCUCAAUACAGACUAAGAUGGGCGACCCGAAGCGGCGCGGGCGGGGCGAGGGGCGUGCGCGGAAGGCGCGGGGGGCUAAUGCAGCCUCAGAAAUACUGAAUAAUGGACUCGCCACCGGGACUAAUUGUGAAGUUUGCGGCAUCCAGCUGGCCAACGACGUGCAGGCGCGCGCGCACUACCGCGCCGCGCACCCCGGCACCGCCUUCCUCAAGCGGUACAUGUGCCACGUGUGCGGACACACCACCAAGCAAUACGCGAACCUGCAAGUGCACAUGCGCACUCACACGCGCGAGAAGCCGUACCCGUGCCCGCACUGCGACCGCCGCUUCAGCAUGCCCAGCAACCGCGACCGGCAUAUUGUGGUGCAUACAGGCGAGAAGCCAUACGAGUGUGAACACUGCCAUCGUCGGUUCACACAGAGCAGUGCGGUAAAACUACACAUACAAACAGUGCAUCUGAAGAUACCUUACGCGCCGUGGGACAAGAAGAACAGGAAACGAAGGAAAGAAAUGGAAGCCACCGUGGUGCAGACGCAACCGAAACUCAUGGUGGAUUCCACUGGCGAGUAUAUUAAUGCGUAUAUAACUUAUAAUGAUGUUUGAGUAAAGGUUUUUUUUAUUUUUAUUUAGGGACGUUGCUUGUUGAUGAAAAUGUCAUAGCCUACAGCACUAUUAAGUUCCUGUCUAGACAAAAUUAACAGAGUGCUGGUAUUUAAAAGUUAAGUGCUCUACUUUUAUCAUACUUACAAAAGUGUCCUUCAACUUAAAGGUUCACCGAAUGAAAAAAAUACAGUAGUCAACACGAAAGCAGGACAAUUUACCCUGCAUGCUUAUAAACUUUUGAUGUAAAUUCUUUCGGUAAUAGUCUUUGCUUGAUAGAGUAACAAGCAUAGGUUAUCACAAACUUUCGCCUUAAUAAUAUUAGUGUGAUGUGAUAGACUUGUCUUCGGAAAGACUGAUAAAGUUUCAGUCUACAGCAUGGCAUUUUCCAUCUAAUUGUUCACGCAAUAUAAAAUGUUCCUCAUAAAAAGCACAUUUGUCAAUAGUGAGAUAGGUACAUUGAUACAGAUAGAAUUUGUUGUGAAUGAUGAUCACAUCUAGUUUCUAGUUACAGAAGAGAUAAAUGUCAUUAUAUCGUGAUUGGAAAGUGCAUUCAACGAGUUCAUUCAUCUACGUCGAUAAAGAUACCGUGCAACCCUCAGAAAUUAUUACUACUACAAAUGUAAAUGCUGCCAUAAUUUGAGUAAGAGAUUAAUCUAAGAUAACUAAAUACUGAUUCGUAUUUUAAGAAGCUUUAUAGUUUAAGUUUCCAAUGUACGCUUAUAACAACUCAUAAUAUUUCUUACUUAUAUUUUUGUGAUGAUUUACUUGAAAUUUGAAAGUCUUAACCAAUGCAUAAUAAUGAUUUAAACUUGUAUUAAAAGUGCAUUAUUAAUAACUUUGAUAAACUAGAUAUUUCUAUGAUUUUAAGUUAUGAUGUGUUAUAUAGAUUAUGUAUGUAUUAUUAAGAAAGAUUAUGAAUGCAAUUAUAGAAUACAAACUAGAUUUUUCUAAGAAUUUGUUUCAUUCGUAACACUAUAUUUCUGUAGACAGACUU
This is a messenger RNA of Plutella xylostella (diamondback moth), 3519 nucleotides long. RefSeq lists its product as uncharacterized. The record is from RefSeq and is a predicted model, not a curated record. Gene Ontology annotation, cellular component: nucleus. Lineage: Eukaryota; Metazoa; Arthropoda; Insecta; Lepidoptera; Plutellidae. Gene Ontology annotation, molecular function: zinc ion binding.